UGGUUUGGACUGUCUCUGCUAUUAGGCAACAUUCACGGCUGGGUAUAAAGCUGUCUUGCAUAUUCAUUCUGUUGUUGAGGAAUGCGAGAUUGUUGAGUUGCUACAACAAAUUGAUCCCAAGACAAAGAAACCCAAGAAAAAGAAAGUUCUAUUUGUUAAGAAUAGUGCUGUUGUUGUUUGCCACAUUCAGGUUUACUUCUUGCCUUUUCACUCUUUUGGAAAUUCCUAAGUGUCUAUUUUCUGACACUUGGAAUUAUCUAGAAUUAUGAAUGUUUUCCACUCAACAUGCUAUCAUCCUCCUGCUUGAUAAUUGUGGGACUGCUAUAAUUUCUUUGUAUAUAAAAGGUGUAGCAUUGCUCUGUUAUUUAUGCACCUUCCAAGCUUUCAAAGGUCUUAAGUGGUUGGAAUCUCUAACCAAUAUUACAUUUUGUCAAAUGCUUUUCACUGGCGGUUUAUUUUUAACAGAGAAAGAAGUUUUGCUUUGAAGUAGAGACUAGCCCAAUUAUAUUUGAAACAUUUCUCUGUGUUUGAAAUUUGCUCUAUGAAUUAUAUCUUCUUGGCAAUAUUGUCUCUGCCUCUCUGGUGAACAACUUGAUUUGUGUUGAGAGAUUCUCGGAUUUUGCACAACUUGGAAGGUUUACUCUUUGAACUGAAGGAAAAACAGUUGCAGUGGGCAAAGUCGUGGACAUUCCAAGUGCCGGUGUAUAAAAAAGUUUUGUUGUUAGAGGUGAGAAACUAAAUUUAUAGUUCAUUUUGAAAAAUACAAUCUCUAAUGGGAUGUUUAAUGAAUGGCUAAUUCACUCUGACAAGAACGUCCACUAGACUCUCCUUAUGAAUGGACGUAAGUUGCAACACAGAAUCAUCUUAAAUGAAGUUGCCGGUGUUAACAAUAUAUUGAUGUCUUAAGGAGAGGUGAGGUGCCAAUGCCACAGGUGCUAGGCAUUGGUACUUUUGAUAUACUUAUGGGUAUGUAAUGUUUAACUUAUAGACCCAUUGGCAUUUUUGGAACACAUGAUUGUAAUACAUGGUUUUCACAUCA
Rubroshorea leprosula is the source of this 1039-nucleotide messenger RNA. Lineage: Eukaryota; Viridiplantae; Streptophyta; Magnoliopsida; Malvales; Dipterocarpaceae. The record is from the annotation of a GenBank genome assembly.